This is a messenger RNA of Culex quinquefasciatus (southern house mosquito), 6236 nucleotides long. RefSeq lists its product as uncharacterized. The coding region runs from base 10 to 5322 and encodes 1770 amino acids. The transcript has 2 exons. Gene Ontology annotation, biological process: DNA integration. The record is from RefSeq and is a predicted model, not a curated record. NCBI's taxonomy places the organism in Eukaryota, Metazoa, Arthropoda, Insecta, Diptera, Culicidae. Gene Ontology annotation, molecular function: zinc ion binding; nucleic acid binding.
GUGUGCAUUAUGGCUGCGGCGAAGCAACGGUUGUCCGAUUGCUUGGUCAGGCGGCAAGGUAUUGAGACUAUGCGCAACCAGGUGGAAAAGUUCAUCGCGAAGUUCAACGCUGAGACGGACACGUGCCAGAUUCCUGUCCGUUUGGAAAGUUUGGAUCGAGCGUAUCGCGAGUUCCUCGAAGUCCAAGCCGAGCUCGAACGUACCGACAAAUUCGAGUAUUUGGAAACUCAUUUGACGGAACGAGCCGACUUCGAGACGAGAUACUGCGAAGCCAAGGGAUUUUUGCUGUCGAAGCGGACCGAGGAGCAGAACCUGACCGCAAUGAACAGCACCAUGAACACUAGCCAGCCAACCCAUCCAGUAUCCUUCCACCUACGCCUACCCAAGAUCGACCUGCCGAAAUUUGAUGGAGAUUUCUCUCGUUGGCUAUCCUUCCGUGAUGCGUUCACGUCGAUGGUGCAUUCCAAUCCAGACAUCCCAACAGUGGCGAAGCUGCAGUACUUGUUGAACUCACUCGUGGAUAAGGCAGCACUGCAGUUCGAGAACGUGGAGAUUGAGGCAGACAAGUAUGCGCCAACGUGGGACGAACUGCUGAAACGCUACGACAACAAGCGGUUCCUGAAGCGCAAACUGUUCCAUGCCCUGUACGAUCUGCCUUCGCUGAAGCGCGAAUCCGCUAGUGACCUGCGUACGCUCGUGGACGAUUUUCACCGGCAUGUGAAGGCGUUGGAAAAGCUGAAAGAGCCAGUCGCGCACUGGGACACACCUCUUGUCAGCAUCCUGUGUUACAAGCUAGACUCCAGAUCGCUGCGUGCUUGGGAGGAGCACACUAGCAAAGAAGAAGUCGUGACGUACGCAAUGCUGACCGACUUCCUGUACCAACGAUUGAGAAUGCUUGAGUCCGUCCGUGAGACUUCAGAGCAGCAGCAGCCGUCCAAGGUGGCCGGUACCAAUCCCCAUCCAUUCCAGAAGAAGCCGUUCAAGGUCGUAUCCAACGCUGUCGCAUCUAGGACGUACAGCAACAAUCCACAGUGUCUGGCCUGCUCGGAAUCUCAUCGGUUGUUUGAAUGCCCAGUGUUUGCCAGGAAGUCCAUCCAACAACGCCAAGAUUUGGUGUACCAGAAGCGUCUUUGCUGGAACUGCUUCCGAUCCGGACACCAAUCUCGGAAUUGCUUGUCGAGAUUUACGUGCCAGGUCUGCCACGAGAAGCACCACACCCUGUUGCACCGAGAUGCACCGCCGAAGAUGUCGUCAACGCAAGCCGCGCCGAAGAAGCCAUCCCAGCAACCGAUCCAAUCCACGUCGACGUCGGUGGAUCCCACACCUAGUACGUCGAACCCAGAAUCCCAAGUUAGCUUGUCGGUCCAGUCACACCGAAGCACAGUACUCCUGGAGACGGUUGCACUUGAAGUUCUUGGCCAGAACGGAAAGAAAUAUCCUGCUAGAGCCCUGCUCGAUUCGGCGUCCAUGUGCAACUUCAUCACGAAGAAGCUUGCGAACACCCUGAACCUCCGUCGAAAGAAGGUCGACAUCGAUGUAGCAGGUAUCGGAGAAUCCACGAAGCAGAUCAAGUGCCAGCUGACUGCUACUAUCCAAUCCAAGCACACUCCGUACGCUGCUAAGCUCGAGUUCCUUAUCCUGAAGAGACCGACGAUCAACCUGCCAACCAUCCCAGUCGACGUAUCCCAGUGGAAGCUACCUGAAGUUUCGUUGGCAGAUCCCAAGUUCAACGUUCCGUCCGAUAUUGACAUUGUUAUCGGCGGAGAAUCCUACCACGAGCUGCACACUGGCAGCAAGCAGACCCUCGACGAGGGCCUCCCGUUGAUGAUCGAGACAGUGUUUGGGUGGACCGUAUCCGGAAAAGUGUGUAUCCCAUCCCCAAGUAUCCCACGUGUUUGCCACCUCACCACUGUUGAUCGAAGCCUGGAACAAGCGCUCCAGAAGUUCUGGGAACUGGAAGCUGUCGAACCCUGUUCAGUGCUAACCACAGAAGAAACCCACUGUGAAGAAAUCUAUUCCGCUACCACCACGCGCGAUUCGUCGGGUCGUUAUAUCGUUCGCUUGCCACUCACCCGCGAUCCGCUCGUCACCCUCGGCGCAUCCAGAACAAUCGCCGAACGUCGUUUCCUGAGCCUGGAGAAGAGACUGGAGCGUGAUCCCACCACUCGUGAAGCGUACUGUAAGUUCAUGGACGAGUACGAACGCCUCAACCACAUGCACAAAGUCGACGAUCCCGUGGACGACAGCAUUCCGCACUGCUAUCUUCCACACCACCCGGUAUUCAAGGCCUCGAGUACCACAACCAAAGUCCGUGUAGUUUUCGACGCGUCGUGCAAGACGGCGUCGGGAUUCUCCGUGAACGACCUGCAACUGGUGGGACCAGUCGUUCAGGAAGAUUUGCUGUCGAUCGUCAUGCGUUUCCGAACCUACCCAAUCGCGCUAGUAGCAGACUGUGAGAAAAUGUACCGCCAAGUUUUGCUACAUCCGGAAGACCGUCCGUACCAACGCAUCCUCUGGCGUCCGACUCCAACCCAACCGCUUGCGACGUACGAGCUGAACACCGUAACGUACGGUUUCGCAUCCUCGCCGUUUUUGGCAACCCGCACCCUCCUCGAGAUAGCCAAAGACGAAGCCAAGAACUACCCAGAAGCAGUCGAAGCAGUGAAGCAGGAUUUCUAUGUGGAUGAUUUCCUGUCUGGCGCUGAUGACCUCCCAUCCGCAACCCGAAUCCGGAAGCAAGUAUCCGCCAUGCUGUUAGCAGCCGGUUUCCCGCUGAAGAAGUGGGCAUCCAACGUUCCAGAGGCGCUAGCUGAUGUUCCAGAAGAAGAUCUUGCCAUCGUUCCGCUCCGUGACCUGAAGGACGACCAAUCCGUGUCUGUGCUCGGACUUGUUUGGGAUCCAGUUUCUGACGCACUCCGUUUCAAGGUGGAACUUCCGCUACCCGCAGCUGUACUCACGAAGCGGAUCGUGAUGUCGUACAUCGCCAAGAUUUUCGAUCCAGCUGGCUUCAGUGGUCCAGUUAUCGUAGUAUCCAAGCUGUACAUGCAGGGUCUGUGGACUUUGCGCACCAAGGAGAAGCACCGCUACGAAUGGGACCGCCCGCUCCCCUCGCAGCUGCAAGCUGAAUGGAAAGCGUACCACAGUACGCUUGAAGAAUUGUCGAAAGUCCGGAUUCCAAGAUGUGUGUACCUGCCAACCGCCAAGUCCGUCGAGCUGCACUUCUACUCUGAUGCGUCGGAGAAAGCCUACGGAGCCAACUGUUACGUGCGCUGUGAGACGGUCAAAGGUAUCCAAGUGAGACUGUUGGCGUCGAGAUCCAAGGUCGCUCCGCUGUCCAAGCUUCAAUCCAUCGCCGAUCUUGAGCUGUGUGGAGCUGAACUGUCCGUGAAGCUUUACAAGAAGGUGGUGAAAGCCAUCAAGAAGCCAGUAGAAGUGUUCUUCCAUACAGACUCGAUGAUCGUACUGCAGUGGUUGCAGUCCCCACCAGCCCGUUGGAAGACAUUUGUGGCGAACCGAGUAGCACGGAUCCAAGCCGAAACCGACGUGAGACGCUGGCGACAUGUUCCCGGAAUCUGUAACCCAGCCGACGUCCUCUCCCGUGGCCUGAGCCCCAUCGAGCUUGUCAACUGUUUGCUGUGGUGGUUUGGCCCGGAGUACCUGUCCAAGUCCCGUGAACACUGGCCACGCUCUGUGAUUCCCGAUGUCGAUCCUGCUACUCUACCUGGAGCAAGAAGCAAGGCCGCCGUGAUGCUGAUCACCGCUGCCGAUCCGAAGUUCUCCGAUGAGCUGUUCAGCCGUUUCUCCGAUUACUUCCACCUACGUCGCGCUGUCGCUUACUGGAGAAGAUACUUCCGUAUCCUGAAAGCUGUAUCCAAGAAGGAGAAGCCAGAGCGUCCCGAAAUUCUCACUGCCGCCGAGCUGCGUGACGCUGAGAUCGCUCUGUGCCGUGUAGCCCAGCGAGACAUGUUUGCAGAAGAUGCUGCCGACCUGGUCUCCAAGGAACAAGUAUCACCGUCGUCGCCGCUGAAGUGGCUUAAUCCGAUCCUGCACGGUGACGGACUCAUUCGAGUCGGCGGAAGACUCAGCAAUGCUGCAGUUCCCGAUGAAGUAAAGCACCCGAUCGUGUUGUUAGCGAAGCAUCCGCUUUCCAUCCUGUUGGCGAAAUCGUACCACGUUGAUUUGUUGCACGCUGGUCCCCAGCUGAUGCUCGCUACGAUUCGCCAGAAGUUCUGGAUCAUCGGUGGCCGGAAUCUGGUCCGCCAAACCUACCAUCUCUGCAAAGAAUGUUUCCAGAACAAGCCAACCCUAGUGAAGCAGAGCAUCGCUGAUUUGCCAACCUCACGUGUCACCCCAACCAGACCGUUUGCUGUGAGCGGUGUAGAUUAUUGUGGACCUUUCUACAUUAAGUCGCCCAUCCGAAACCGAGCUCCAACCAAAGCGUAUGUCGCUAUUUUCGUGUGUUUCGCUACACGUGCUGUGCACAUCGAGCUAGUGUCGGACCUAUCCACCCAAGCUUUUCUGUCCGCACUUCGUCGUUUUGUCGCACGCCGUGGAAGACCGAAGGAGAUCCAUAGCGACAACGGAACAGCGUUCAAGGGCGCAUCCAACGAGCUCCGCAAAGUCUACAGCAUGCUGAAAACCGAUCAAGAAAGCCGGAAGUCGAUUCUCGAUUAUUGCGCUGCAAACGAGAUAACCUGGCAUUUCAUCCCACCACGUGCUCCACACUUUGGCGGACUGUGGGAAGCAGCCGUCAAGUCAGCGAAGCACCACCUGUUACGUGAGAUCGGCAACACCAACGUGAGUUACGAGGACAUGAGCACUCUACUAACCCAGAUCGAGAUGUGCUUGAACUCCCGACCCCUCGUGCCAAUCCCAAGCGAUCCCUCGGACCUAGAGGUCCUGACACCAGGCCACUUCCUGGUCGGCACGAACCUGCAAGCUGUUGAAGAACUUAACCUGGCCGACGUUCCGGACAAUCGUUUGUCGCACUGGGAGCUGACACAGAAGCGUUUCCAGAGAAUCUGGUCGAGAUGGUAUCCUGAAUAUCUGCAACAGCUCCAGUCGCGCGCAGUCAAGGGCUGCAAGAAUCCCGUCACGAUCGAACCAGGACAAGUUGUGCUGAUCAAAGACGACAACCUGCCGCCGACGCAGUGGCCGUUAGGCCGAAUCACCCACGUUCAUCCCGGUAAAGACGGCGUUGUACGCGUCGUCACCCUUAAAACAGCAUCAUCGGAUGCCGUCGUCAGGCCGGUCGCCAAGAUCGCACUUCUGCCAGUUCCGGCUGAGUCGGAGCAGCAGCUUAACCCAGCUUGCAGUAACUGAACCCGGUAGAGCACGCCAAAAUUUGCUCGAUGUCUUCGUGGGAAUCUCGCAGAUGCCUAAGCCGAAGAAGAAGAAGUACGUCGUUUGUCAUCGUUUUGCUGUUUGUCGACAUCCGCCCAUCCGUGUAAGCCGUUCAUCCGACCCUGGUAGAGCACGCCGAAAUUUGCUCGAUGCCUUCGUGGGAAUCUCGCAGGUAAUUGCGGUUCCAAUACCCCUAAUUGUCGCGUUCGAUCUACCGGGUCUUUUCCUCUCCAGAUGUCGAAGAAGAUGGUGCCCAGCGAGUCAACGAUCCAGUUCGUCGCAGUUUUUGACCCUGGUAGAGCACGCCGAAAUUGCUCGAUGCCUUCGUGGGAAUCUCGCAGGUAAUUGCGGUUCCAAUCCUUUACUUUUUCGCGUCCGAUCUACCGGGUCUUUUUCUCUGCCAGAUGUUGACGAAAUUGAAUUUCUGGCACCACUUCUUCACCACCCCAAACUGCAUUCGUGACUCCGCCUCACCACCCACAUCGAGCCGAGAAGUCACAUGGCCUGUCAGCGGACAUGCCAGAUGCAGCCGAAGAGUCACGUGCUGGCUCACCCGAAGUUUCCCGAUUGCCAGCCGAGCCGAGUCGAGUCCGAUCAAGGUCGGCGAAGGAGCGAUGGAGAAGCAUGGUUGUAUGAUUGUGAAGAGAGUGUUUUGAUGUUUGAUUGUGAAGAGAGGAGUGAUUGAUUUUUUGUGUUAGUUUUAGAAUUAGUUUUGUACAUAUUGUAAAUAGUGUGUUGAAAUAGCCGAGCCAUUUCAAGGUGGCCGGAAUGUAUAAUAUGUUAACUAACCCUAGAUUUAAAACUAACAACUAAUUUAAAUGUAAAAAUAAUUGUACUUCGACCUUGUGAACUAUCCUAACCUAACCAUCAUUGAAAUGAUCAUCGCGAGCGAA